Messenger RNA from Malassezia japonica, 3504 nucleotides. It is a transcript of the gene BUD14, whose product is annotated as protein phosphatase regulator. NCBI's taxonomy places the organism in Eukaryota, Fungi, Basidiomycota, Malasseziomycetes, Malasseziales, Malasseziaceae. Gene Ontology annotation, biological process: signal transduction; establishment or maintenance of actin cytoskeleton polarity; intracellular protein localization. Gene Ontology annotation, molecular function: protein binding. Gene Ontology annotation, cellular component: microtubule cytoskeleton; cell tip. The record is from RefSeq and is a predicted model, not a curated record. The coding region runs from base 1 to 3504 and encodes 1167 amino acids. The transcript is spliced from 2 exons.
AUGAGGCCAGUCGGCGGCGCGUACGAGCGCGACGCGGAUGGGCCGCGGCCGAUCUAUGCCAAAGAGGACGAGUUUGACGACGAUAUGGAGCCUUCGUCCGAGAUUCCGCCCGCGAAUGACUACGAUUUGGUUGAACAACACGAAGAGGACGAGCACUAUGAGUACGACGAGCACGACGGUGAGCUCCCGGACGAUGCCAUGUACGAUGAGGAGGAGGAGGAGGAGUACGACGACGACUUUAAUGACGAGGAGCUCUCCUCCAGCCCGUCCAUCCCCGACGAAAACAUCAACUUUGACCUGGUGUAUGCGCUGCACACGUUUGUCGCAACGGUCGACGGACAGGCGACAGUGCACAAGGGCGACAAUCUCGUGCUUUUGGACGACAGCAACAGCUACUGGUGGCUCGUCCGCGUAAUGGCCUCGCAGGAGGUCGGCUACAUUCCGGCGGAAAACAUCGAGACGCCGUAUGAGCGCCUGGCGCGACUCAACAAGCACCGCAACGUGGAAAUCACCACCGCCACCGAAGAUGACCACGACCAGGUGCCGAUGGACGUAUACAGUGGCCACCUCGUCAAGGCACGCGCACGGGGGCAGAUCAACGUGCACUCAGGCAAGCCUUCGGCCCUUUCUCGCCGCGAGACGGACGGAUCGGCGCCGCGCCGGCCCCAGGAAAAGAAGCGCGCAGUGCUUUUUGGACAGCCGGAAUACCUGGAGCACUCGGGCAACGAGGCGUCGGACGAGGAGUACGAGGGCGAAUACGAGGGCGAAUACGAAGGCGAGUACGAGGGCGAGUACGAAGACGAGUACGACCAGGAGCCCGAGUACGCGGACGAGGAGCCCGAGUAUGUCGACGACGAGCACGACGACGACGAGCUCGAGCAUGCACAGGAGCACGACGAGGCACAGCUGGCCGAUGACGCCGAGCACCAGCAAAAGACGCCCCUCGCCUCCGCCGCCGAAAAGGUGAGCGCAGUGACAUUGGGUCUCGGCGCGACGGCUGCUGCGACGGCUGCUGCAGCUGCCCAUGGCGUCGGCCGCAUCACCUCGGGCCAGCGCAACGCCGAGGCGGACGCGGACAAGAGCCACACUUCGCCUGCGCUGGGCGACUCGAGCGCCAAGCUUACGCCACGGCCCGACGAGCGCCCGUCCUCGAGCCCGUCAUUGCGUGCGUCGCCGGGCGACAAGUCGCCGCUUGUCGGCCUCUUCCCCAGCGGCGCGAUCGGCGACGAGGCGAUGCCGCAGUCGUCCAAGAGCAACGACGAGCGCCGCGCGCGCCCUGGCUCGCUGAUCGGCAUGCCCGGCUCUGUGCCGACGUUCAAUGUCGUGCGUGUGUUUGCCGGCGAGAACGUCGAGUGCGACGCGACGUUCAAGACAGUGCUGCUGAACAAGUCCACCACGUCCACCGACCUCGUCCGCCAGGCGAUGCAGCGCUUCAGCGUGCAGGACGAGCCGACGGACUAUGUCAUUGUCCUGCGUCGCCUCGACGGCGAGGAGCACACCCUCUGGCCCCACGAAAGCCCGCUGCAGAUCCUCGAGGCCCUCUCCGAGCUCCAAGAGGAGGACCGUGGGCCGGGUGGCACGCCAGGCCAGUCGCGCGACUCGGUGGGCUCGCUCACCUCGCUGCUGCAGGACGCAAACGCAAGCCGUGUCACAUACGACUACAGCGACGACCGCUACGGCAAGUUUUACCUCGUACGCAAGAGUCCCUUUGAGAACAAUUUGGCGCAGGACACCUCGGCGCAGCUCGGACCGCCCGACGUGGCCGUGGGCGACGUGUCGACGCGCAGCGCCGCGUCGGCCACGUCGCAGGACACGGUGCUGGGCGCAAGCAGCUCGCUCAGAUUUACCGUGCAGCUCGCGCUCUUCCCCGCGGACCUGCCCGACGGCGUCGUGUUCCAUCCCCAGACCGGCCUCGCGACGCCGAACGAUCCCGCACACACCCUGCCCGCCUCGGCCAAGCCCCAGAUCCGUCUGCUGCGCUUUGCGCGCAACGCGAUGGUCGCCGAGGUGAUCGAGGCUGGCCUCGCCUCCUUCCAGGUCGUCGAGGGUGUGGUCGAUGGCGGCGACGAUGUCGAGGCACGCAGCGGCCGCGGCCGCGUCAAAUACGGCCUUGCGUCAGUGUCGGAUGCCGGUGAGCAGCUGCUCUCGCCCACGACCAAGGUGCUUGCCGCCUACGACACGCUGCCGAUCUUUAAGCAGGUCGACGUGAAUGAGCCCAAGCGCCGCAGCCUCGACACUGCGCUCAGCCACGGCGCGCAGGAAGACUUGAGCGAGGGCGACCCCCUCUUUGUACUGCGCCAGGCGCGGCCUGCGCUGCGCGCGAGCGUCAUUAGCCCCCGCCUCGAUACGCCGCGCCUGCAAGGGUUCCCCGACGGCGUGUCGAGCAUCCAGCCGAGCCCCCGCCUCGGCGAAGGCGUGCGCAUGCCGUCUGACGCUGCUCCCCCCACGACGAGCCGCUCCGCGUCGAUGCGUUCGCUGGACAAGGCGCCGAACACGCCUGUACCGACCGUGCAGCUGAACGAUGCGCAAGGUGUCGACCUGAUCAUGCAGGACGGCGUGCGUCUGCGCAGCUCGCGCGAACAAGGCUCGCCGCGUGUGCGCUACUCGCUCCUCUCCCAAGGCAGCGAGCAGGACGUGAGCAGUGCGCUGCGCAGUGUGCUGCAAGACAUUACUGCCCGCCCCGACCCUGCGACGGAGCCUGCAGCUCGCGGCAUGCGCGCCGGCUCUGCGCAGUCGCAAGGCGACCUGCUCGAGCGCUUUGCCGAGCAGAUGCCGACGAUGCCCGACUCGAACCUUGCCGAAAACAUUGAUCUGAUGCUGAACCGCAUCAUGGACGGCUCUGGCGCGGCCCCCACGUCGCCCGGCCUCUUGCACAGCGAUGCGAUCGCACCUCCCCAAGCUAUUCCCCCCACGGCGUUUGAACAGACGCGCGGCCUCAACAUCCCCAACAAGAUGCAGCCGAUCCAGCGCACCGGUUCGCUGCGCAGUGUGUCGGCGAGUGAUGCGGCGCUGCCCACCCGCAAUGCAGCGGUCCGCAGUGCGCUUGCCAAGGGCUGGACCGGCGAUCGUGUGCUCUCUGAUUCGACUGCCACGACCGGUACCGGGCGCAUGCGCGAGACCUACAACAUUCAUGCUCUCUAUGGAAUUGUCGACGCGCUGGUGAUUGAGGCGCAGGCUGGCGAGUCUGCCGAGUCCACGCCCGCCCCCUCACAGCCCGUGCGCGAGCACCGGCGGCACGCGUCCACCUCGUCGAACGCGUCCGCGUCGCAGCUGCAGCAGCGUUCGUCGGACCUCGUCGCGAAGCUGCUCGAGCCGACGCCUGCGGAAAAGAUCGCAACGGCGAGCAACGGGCUUCUCGCACUUCCUUUCCCCACAUCGCAGUACGGCCCCUCGACGCCGAUGGCUGCCGUCGGCCGCCACUACACGCCGUUCCUCACCCAGGUCUCUUCUCUGGAGGCGGCGCUCGACGAGUUGCUCCACACGGCGCUCGCGCGGCCGAAUUAG